This is a messenger RNA of Schistocerca cancellata (South American locust), 1182 nucleotides long. RefSeq names its product putative gustatory receptor 28a. The transcript has a single exon. Gene Ontology annotation, cellular component: axon; dendrite; neuronal cell body. The record is from RefSeq and is a predicted model, not a curated record. NCBI's taxonomy places the organism in Eukaryota, Metazoa, Arthropoda, Insecta, Orthoptera, Acrididae. Bases 1 to 1182 code for a protein of 393 amino acids. Gene Ontology annotation, biological process: sensory perception of taste.
AUGUCUAUUAACUCUGUGUUUGUGGUUAUGCCUUCGUCAUACAGGGAUGUGUUUGAUAUGGCUAAAUAUGCCGAUGCUGUCAACUUAGCUCUGGGCACAGUAGCAGCCGUAGUUUCUCUCGCUCGUAGUGCUGCUUUGAAACAAGAAAGUGUCGAUUCCUUCAGCGAGAAAAUCACUGCAGUGGAUUCUAUUCUAUUCGCAAGGUACAACAAGGAAUGGGAAUUUGCUACUUUGCUUUUGUCCUUUCAAUUAAUUAUUGUAGCAGUGUGCUGGCUGGUGUUUUAUGGCUUUAUACUGUACUUCCUUGUGAAUCAGACGGGUCUCGAGUUCUUGCUACCUGGCUUCUAUAUGCAUAUCAUAAGAACACUUACCGUCUUACAGUUCAGCGACAUCAAUAUACUUUUAGCAAGAAGAUUUAGAGCCGUUAACAACUGGCUUAUCUAUUCAUUCAAGAUCGAUGAUGAGAAAAAACUCGAUUCCGGCAUACUGGGAACACUUGAAGAUUUGUAUCGUCACAAUGGUAAUGGACAACCCUGGACUGACUCGUUAGCGAUCUUUGCUGAAUAUCACUUUAUGCCAGAAAGUACGCACAGACUGGUAAUACAGGACAGACUUAAAAGAAAUGCGGCUCUUGGAGAUACUACACGCCUUACGAGUGUCAGAGUGAUGCAUUUUAUCCUAUGUGACGUCAGUAAGAGCGUCAGCAAUGCGUAUGGCGUCCAGAACCUUCUGGAAGUGGUGAGCUGUUUUGUGAGCACAGUUAUAUAUCUAUACAUGACGCUGGUUACUUUGCUUAACAUAAAGGACGUCUGGUUGGGACACUCCAAGUUAGGUGUGGUGAUGAUGUACUCUGUGUGGGGUCUCUACCAGCUGUUACGGGUCGCCCUUAUAUCCUGGUCUGCGAGCGCUGUGGCGAAAGAGGCAACUAGGACAGAACAGCUGGCACUGAAGCUGCAGCUGCUGGCUCGCGACAGAGUGCGCGUGUUACAGCUGCUGGCAACGCAGGCGGCUCGCGUCCGUCCCAGCUACACUGCAGCUGGGUUCUUCACUCUGGAUCUGCCACUGCUGUACACGUUCUCUGGCGGGGUCGCAGCUUACCUCGCCAUCCUGGUGCAGUUCAGUUUGUCCGACGCCUACCAGCAGCGCAGUUUUGCUAACGUAUCCACUGUUGCCAAAAUUUAA